AUGCAGGGUGACGACGAUGACACCGGCGCACACGCGCUGCUCGGGCAGGCGCGCGUGGACGUCUUUGCUGUAGAGCUGUGCGACGCACCUGAGGCGCUGCCGAUUAGACAUGGGGAGCUUUCAGGCUUCCACCUGAUCCCCCUGCCGCUCACAAGCGCCGCCCUGAGCCCCGGCGGCAGCCGCGCAACGCCGCCUGCUGGGGGAGCGCCGCCGCCGUCGGCGGCUGAGGCGCUGGCGGCGGCGCGUGGCACGGCGCGGCAGCGGGCCAGCGGCAGCGGCAGCAGCGGCUGCUGCGGCCCGCUGGAGGCGGCGCUGGUGCCGGCGGCAGGCGGCGGCACGCAGCUAGCUGCGAUACGGGUGCUGCGGGCGGCGGCCCCGACCAUGUUCAUCGUUUGCUGCCACCCAGACGCCACAGAGGACCCGGCCCUCCGCGUCUCCGCCUUCGCCGCCGGCGCCAACAUGGCAACCGCCAGCGCCGCCGCCGCCGCGCGCGCUCUGGCGCGCGUCGCGCGCACUCAGCUGGGCGGGGCCCUGGCCUGCGCCUGGUGCGGGCUGGCCGGGCUGACGCUGCGGGGGUACUGGGAGCACCAGCCACUGUACCACAUUUACGCAGAGAACCUGGAGGGAAGCUGCCCGGUGUGCGGCAGGGUGACGUCGAACCUGGCGCGCCACCUGCACGAGGUUCAUCCUCCUGCUGGCUGCGAGGCUGAGGAGCGCACCGGCGUGUUUGCGCUGGCGGUGGUGCGGCGGCCGCGGGACGGGAAGUUUCUGGUGACUCAGGAAUUCGCGGGGCAGGGCUUCUGGCUGCCCGGCGGCGGCGUCGACCCCGGAGAAAGCCUCACAGCCGCCGCGCUGCGGGAGACGGCGGAGGAGGCCGGCGUGGCGAUCGAAUUGAAGGGGGUGCUCUGCUGCGAGAGCCAUGUGCGCGGCCAGUGGCGGCGCGUCAUCUUUUACGGGGAGCCGCUAGAGGAUGACGCGGGUGGCCUGGGUGCGGCCGAAACAUCUGCUGCGGCUGCCGCCGUCGGUGGCGGCGGUGGAUAUGCGGGAGGUAGUGUCCUGGCUGCCGACGCCAGUGGCUGGGAUGGCGCCAGAGCUGCUGCUGCAGAUGCGUUGAAGCGGGUGGCAGCCGCGGAACGGCCUAGCAGUAGCAGUCGCGUCCUGAGCAGCAGCCUGCCCGCGCCGCGCGACAGCCCCAAGAGUGUCCCGGAUUUCGAGAGUGCAGGGGCGUGCUGGGCGUGCCUGGAACAGCUGGAGGGCGGCCGCGUGCCGCUGCGCAGCGUUAGCGAGCUGGCGUGGUUCUGGGAAGUGGCUUGGGGACGGGCUGUGGCGCCGCUGGCAAUGCCAACAGAGUGGGCUGAGGCUUUUCAGGAUGUGCCAUUUUGA
Monoraphidium neglectum is the source of this 1383-nucleotide messenger RNA. RefSeq lists its product as hypothetical. The record is from RefSeq and is a predicted model, not a curated record. The transcript is spliced from 4 exons. The coding region runs from base 1 to 1383 and encodes 460 amino acids. Gene Ontology annotation, biological process: ATP biosynthetic process; AMP biosynthetic process. Gene Ontology annotation, molecular function: bis(5'-nucleosyl)-tetraphosphatase (asymmetrical) activity. NCBI's taxonomy places the organism in Eukaryota, Viridiplantae, Chlorophyta, Chlorophyceae, Sphaeropleales, Selenastraceae.